GUUGGGACGACGAUGAAUGAAAAUUUCAAAAUUGGACCAAACGAUCCCAACCCCUGCGAAUCGAUUUUCGUCCUACGUACACCGCCUUCGCCAUGAAGUGACGCGCCGACGCCUCGCCGUCACGACGCUCACGGAUAGAACACAAUUGCCGACAUCCAGACGGCACGACGGCCGUCCAUUGAAUUUAUCCCGUUCAUUCGGCCGUUUUCCCCAUCCGGAUUGAUAAAUCCACUGUCCCGAUUCUUGUGUCCGGACCGUCACGACGAGAGAUGUUGUAGUGCAACUGCCCGCGGCUAGUGCUGGCCAUGCCGUGGCCUGGCUCAUCUUUGAAGCUUGCACUGCUGCUACUGGCAGCCACCGUCGGUCCCCCCGGACUCGACGCCGAGCAGAAUGUCGGCUGUCUUUACAGCGAGAGAUUAUGCCUCGAGGAUGAAUGGUGCUACGACGAUUACGCGUUUGGGCGGUGUCUGCAGGCAACAGGCGACGUCGACGAGGACGACCUUUACAGGUUUAAUCUGGGAAGAGAGGAAUUGCACGAACUGAGCUCAGAAUUACGACGACUUUUUGCAUUGGGUUAUCGAUGGAGUCACGCGUACACCCAAUGCCGCCUCCAGGCAAUGCUCUAUGCCACCCAACACGACAUGACAUUCGACCAGAACACUUGCACCCAUCUGGUGGAUCAGGACCUGGAGGGCGCCCUGAAAGCACUCGAGGGUCAAGUCCCGUUGGACCCCCACGAGGUCGCCAUCAUCAAGUACACCCCCAGCGUGGACAACCCCCACGCCGACUACGCCGACGAAGUCUACUACCCCCCCGAAGACAACCGACCCAUGCAGAACUUGCGAGACAAAAUCCUCGACUCUGACGCCAUCGACAUUGUCGGAAUGGAAGACCCGUACACCGAGUAUCAAAUGGUGAAACGCACCUGGAUCCCUCAAAUGCACAGGCGAUCAUUGCCACAAUUUUUCACGGAGCAGUACAACACGCCCGGAAAUUUUCGCCUCGGAAAGGAGACCCGCGACGAUUUGGAAUUCCUACCCCAAUAUGACGACCGUUACGCCACGCCCGUGGUGGAGGACAACUCCCAGCCCGAGUCCUACAUCGAUCCGGACGAUUACAUGAGCUUCGGCGACUUGACCGAAAUGUAUCCCAUCAUCAAGUACUUGAACGACAGGAGGCUCAGUCCGAGGGAAAUCGAGAAGUUUUUGACGCCCAGCAACUACAACAAGUUGGCGCAACUGUUGCGACAGUUCGAGAAGUCCGAGGAGCAAAACAAAGACUACUUAAAUGAAUUGAUCAAGAGAAACAUGAUGGAGGAGGAGGGUUAUCAAAAUGAUGCUGCACAAGAAGGUCUGCUCACGGACGAAUUCAAUCCAGAGUGGGCCCCCAGAAAUGCCAUCCCCUUUUCCGACGACUUAUCGGAGUCCCGAAUAUACUUUGACGAAAUGGAGCAACCGGAAGAAGACGUCAACGAAGAGUACGGCUCAGGACAUCCCUCAGUACCUGAGGAGGUAUUCAGAGAACGCAAGACUAAACACCAGGCCGCAAGGAAGCCUACAAGCGAGAUUUUUCGAGAGUUGAAGGCGCAGCAACAGGUACAUAACGAGGAUUAUGACGGGAAGUGGGGAAAGAUUGAACCGAAUCCGGGAAUUUACACGGAGGGGGGCGUUGUCCAAGGCGAAACUCCGGAUCAGGAAAGAUCCUGGAGACUUUUGGACAAGUACAUGGCAUUUAAAAGACCUGAACGGUUGGACGUCAAGAAACCUGGACCACCCUUUGAUUCUCAAGUUGUGGAGGCUAUGAAUAACGCUCUGAAGAGUGACCAUAAAUCUAUGGCAGAUAUUAUCAUUCCUAAUAUGAUGAAGAAAGAACCUCGUGGAGUUCACCCAAAUCCUUCACAUGAGAUCCACGAAUCAGAAAAUCAGUAUGUCUACGUUAAUUUUAAAGAUAAUCUACAAUCAUGGCGACAAGGUGCAAUCAUUAUUUCCAAUAUUUCUAACCUUUUACAUUUAGAAAGCGGUGCUUUUGAAGAUGGACAGGUUGAACCUCAUGCUGUGGCGUUCAAAGUUUUACCAAACAGUCGAGGACUCAAUGUGACUGAAGUAGCAAGACGAAUAGAUUUUAUCAAAGAUCGUCUUGAGGAACUAACUGGAAUCCAAGUUGUUUCUGCUGGUAUCGGUGACAAGGAAAAAAUGCAAACAGUUCUAUCGUCCAAAUUAAAGGAACCUUACAGCACCUUCUUCAUAGUAAUUUUUCUGGUUUGCAGUAUUUUAGUCGCACUGAUCUUUGCAACUCUUCUUCUGCUUAUAAUCAAGAAACAAGUGAAAAAAAUCGAGAAACUUCAAAACCUGAGCAAGCCUGACACUGAAGCUAGUAAGGAUUAUCAAGACUUGUGCAGAGCUAGAAUGGCCGGCAAACAACCAACUGGUGAGACAGUUCACGGAAGAAUUACGUCCUUGUCCAGAGAAUCGGAACAAAGUCCUUCUAGCAGAUCGAGCACUUCAUCUUGGGGCGAGGAACCGGCCUUACACAACAUGGAUAUUUCUACCGGUCACAUGGUUUUGAGUUACAUGGAAGACCACUUAAAGAACAAGGAUCGCUUGGAACAGGAAUGGGUAGCCUUGUGUGCCUACGUGGCUGAACCCAGCGAAACCACCAUCGCCCUGAAGAAGGAGAACGUGGAGAAGAACAGAUACAAGGAAGUGGUACCGUACGAUCACGCACGUGUAAUUCUCAACGAAUUGUCUAACGCAAACGGGUCGGACUACAUAAACGCAUCUAGUAUCACUGACCACGAUCCCAGGAACCCUGCUUACAUAGCAACUCAAGGACCUCUACCGCACACCGCACCGGAAUUUUGGCAACUGAUUUGGGAGCAAGGCGCCGUGGUCAUCGUCAUGUUGUCCCGGCUUACUGAGGGUGGAGCAGCCAUGUGUCAUCGCUACUGGCCUGAGGAAGGAUCUGAGUUGUACCACAUUUAUGAGGUGCACUUGGUGAGCGAGCACAUCUGGUGCGACGAUUAUUUGGUCAGAUCCUUUUACUUGAAGAACAUACGAACUGGCGAAACUAGGACCGUGACUCAAUUCCACUUCUUGUCUUGGCCUGAAUCCGGAGUACCCGCAUCCACUAAAGCUUUGCUGGAAUUCCGUCGGAAAGUGAACAAGUCGUACCGUGGAAGAUCCUGCCCGAUAGUGGUGCAUUGCAGCGACGGUGCAGGACGGACCGGCACUUACUGUUUGAUCGACAUGGUACUAAGUAGGAUGGCAAAAGGAGCAAAGGAAAUCGACAUAGCGGCGACCCUGGAACAUCUACGCGACCAAAGACCAAGAAUGGUGGCGACCAAGCAGCAGUUCGAGUUCGUGUUGACGGCCGUAGCUGAAGAGGUACACGCAAUUCUAAAGGCUCUACCACCGCAACCCUCCCCCGCCCCGGUACAAGAAAAAGAGAAAUAAUGAUUAAAUCUUGGUUUUCGAUAAGUUAAUCAGAAGAAAUCCGCGACAACCAGCCCUGUUGUGUGUUUCUUGCGAUGGAAACUUUUUGAGUUGUUUAUUGGUUUCUUUUGCUUGCAUGUUUUAGUACCUUGUAGAUGAUCUGUUACGUUUACAUACUACAUAUCUAUGUUUUGUAAGUACUAAUUAUCUAUCGCGCUUGAAUAUCAUACGAAAUACAUACCUAAAUAUAAUAUUCUAUUGUUACUUAGUCAUUGAAUAUAUUUUUCCCACAAGACAAUGAAAAAUAUAUAAAAUUGAUGUUUACUUUUAAAGAAAAUAUAUAAGUAUAUCAAACAUACAUACAUAUAUAUGUUAAACUAUAUAUAUAUUUUUGUGUCGAUGUAUCUCUUAAAAACUCUAUGUUAUCUGAAUGAGAAGUUUAAAUUAACGUUGUUGAUUUAAGAAUAUAUUUAUGUCCUAAAACAUAAUCGGUCAAUUGCUAUCUAUGUAGUAUUCACAGAUUGAUGGCUGUCUUGCUCCAUACGAAUAUAUAUUUUUGAAAAGUUUAUUUUUUUAAAAAUGAUGUGCAAAAAAAUAUUAGCAUCUUUGGUAACCAGCCUCCCGAAAAGGUUAAUAUUUUUUAGGGCUUCGUUAAAGAGUUUUAUUCUCAAGUUGAUCUUGAAUGCGGUUACAGAGAAACGUGAACUGAAGGGAGAUUGAUUUUAUUUAUUUUCUUAUGUAUAUUUAACAAAAACGAUGGAAAAGUCCCCGCGAAUUGCAAACACACACACACAUCCGCACACAUUAUUGCAUUUGCUACAAGGUAUGUGAAUGUUUUUGAUGCGGGGGACUUUUGUCGUGAUUAGAUUUAAGGAGAGGUAUAAUUACAAAUGUUCUACGCUAUAUAUUUAUUAUCUACUACAUAUAUUUUGUCAAAUCAUAAGAUAAAUAAUGUUAACGUAUAUUAAAAAUAAUAUAAAUGUACUGAAUUUCUGAUUUAGAAUAGUGUAAUGUAAACUACGUGUAUGUAUACAGCAUACUAGUUGUUA
Aethina tumida (small hive beetle) is the source of this 4480-nucleotide messenger RNA. RefSeq names its product receptor-type tyrosine-protein phosphatase N2 (gene IA-2). The transcript is spliced from 15 exons. Gene Ontology annotation, molecular function: protein tyrosine phosphatase activity. Bases 306 to 3452 code for a protein of 1048 amino acids. The record is from RefSeq and is a predicted model, not a curated record. Gene Ontology annotation, cellular component: secretory granule. NCBI's taxonomy places the organism in Eukaryota, Metazoa, Arthropoda, Insecta, Coleoptera, Nitidulidae. Gene Ontology annotation, biological process: protein dephosphorylation.